CAAUGAAGAAGUACGGAUCGUACAGGAGUGAUAAUACUACGUUGUACAUCGCGUUGAUUCUUUACGCGCUUGGUAGUAGUUACGAAGCGAGUUGUACAACACGCAGUGUUUGUUUGUGGUAAAAAAAAAAAGAAAAAAAAGGAACUACAAGACAUUGAUAAGAGAGGGAGAGAGAAAGAAAAAGAGAGAGAGAAAGAGAGAGAGAGAAAAGGAGAACAGCUCUAGAAAGAGGAAGCUAGCACCGAACGGAGAGAGGUGAAAAGGUGGGAGAGAAGAAGGAAAAGGGGUGAGAAAUACAUAGAGAGAGAGAGAGAGAGAGAGAGAGUGAGAGAAAGACAGAUAGAAAGAGAAAAGCUGUGGAGAGAGUAAUGAUCGUGACGACGGUUUUGCAGACAAAUGAACACCUCCGCACAGCGUUUGGAAUAUCCCAAAGAUGUGAGGAAUGAUCACGUGGGUGAUGGUCGGGUUGCUCCUGGCUGCGGAAACUUGCGGCAGAAACGUCCAAUCUGGAAACGGGAAAGAGGAAACGAAACAAAGAAACGGUUUGAAGGGAAUAGCCACGGAUGAGGAGGACAUCUAUCGUCUAACGUGCUACACUUGCGUCAACGUCAGCGACAACCAGAUGUGCAACGAAUGGGCAAUAGAUACACCAUGUCCGGCGGGUGGCCGUGACUUCUGCCGAUCCCUGCACAUUUUGGAUAGCCGAGGGAACAGCGUCUUGGUGAGCAAAAGCUGUGCAAGUAGCGCAGAAUGCGGCCCAUCCUCCGUCGGUUGUAUUCCGGUCGACACGCAGCAGAUCUGCAUAAGUUGCUGCGAUCUGAGUUACUGCAACAUCGAAUCACCGACGAACGCGACGAACGCGAUUUAUUCUCGCAAACGACGGGCCAAAUCGAAAUCAAAACGCAAACGACCCGGUAGAAACGGAGUCGAUGGUACAGACUCCAGGUUCUACGGGUCCGGAGUGUUUUGGCUCUUGGCCUCCAUCUUCUAUGCAUAUCAUUGCUGAGGAAGGAGAGAAGACAUCGCCGCAAUCAUUUAAGAGUCAAAUAGAGACUUUAAUCUAUUUGAUUAUCCCUCGUUAAAGGAGAGGAAGAUUAUUAAUGCGUAUUACGUGAAUAUCUUUUUCUUCAAAGAAAAAAAAAAACAAAACAAAAAAAUCAUAAAAAAAAAGGAAAAAAAAAUAGAAAAGAAAACCAAAAAAAAAAAGAACAAACAAAACCAAAAUUUCAUCGUCAUCGUAAUCACCAUUAUCCUCCGACAUUGUCAUCAUUCUUUACCUCGGAUUCGCGCAGAUCAUCGCGAAAUCUUUUUCAUUUCACAGAUAUUCCGAGGGACCUUUUUGUCCGAUAAAGAAAAAAAAAAGAAACUAAGAGAAAAAAAUCAAAAAACAGAAAAAAGAAAAAUCAACAAAAAAAAAAAA
Vespa mandarinia (Asian giant hornet) is the source of this 1420-nucleotide messenger RNA. RefSeq lists its product as uncharacterized. Gene Ontology annotation, molecular function: acetylcholine receptor regulator activity. NCBI's taxonomy places the organism in Eukaryota, Metazoa, Arthropoda, Insecta, Hymenoptera, Vespidae. The record is from RefSeq and is a predicted model, not a curated record.